Caenorhabditis remanei is the source of this 1959-nucleotide messenger RNA. RefSeq lists its product as uncharacterized. Lineage: Eukaryota; Metazoa; Nematoda; Chromadorea; Rhabditida; Rhabditidae. The record is from RefSeq and is a predicted model, not a curated record. The coding region runs from base 1 to 1959 and encodes 652 amino acids. Gene Ontology annotation, molecular function: kinase activity; pseudouridylate synthase activity. The transcript is spliced from 15 exons.
AUGUAUUCGCGUUGUAUUGGUCGUCAAAAACGUACAUUCUCAAAGUUUCUUCGUAUUUCUACUCAAGUCAAAGAAGCAUUGGCUAAUGGAGAAGGUGUUGUGGCACUGGAGAGUACGGUUAUAACUCAUGGGCUACCGUAUCCGCAUAAUUUGAGCACCGCCAGAAGUUUGGAGCAGAAAGUAAGAGCAUCUGGGAGCCAACCGGCAACAAUUGCAUUAUUCGAUGGAAAGAUCCAUGUCGGUUUAGACGAUGAGAAACUGGAAAAGCUUGCAUCAUGUCAAAAUGCUGUGAAAGUUUCCACUAGAGACAUUGCCAAAACUCUUAUAAGGAAAGAAGUCGGUGGGACUACUGUAGCGUCCACCAUGAAAAUCGCGCAUGCUGCGGGAAUCAGUGUUUUCGCCACAGGCGGCAUAGGCGGAGUUCAUCGCGGUGCUGAUCAAACAUUCGACAUUUCGGCGGAUCUCCAAGAGCUUUCGAAAACUCCAGUCUGUGUAGUGUGUUCCGGUGUGAAGAGUAUUUUAGAUAUCCCAAAAACAGUGGAGUACCUGGAGACGCAUUCUGUGAACUGUGUGGUUUAUGGAGAAGAAAACGUGUUUCCCAGUUUUUUCACCAGAAAAUCAGAUAGAAAGGCUCAAUUCAAUACGCAAAGGUUAGAGGAAGUUGUGGAGUUGAUAAAAACAUCAAAAUCAUUGGGACUUCCUUAUGGUACAGUACUGGCAUGUCCGAUUCCAGAAAAGUAUGCAGCUGAUGGCGAUGUUAUACAGAAGGCGAUCGAUCAAGCAGUCAGGGAAGCGAUAGAUCAAAACAUAGCAUCCCAAAGCGUCACUCCUUUCAUUCUUGCUCGAGUCAAUGAACUCACUCAAGGAGCUUCAAUGGCAACAAACAUUGCCCUUCUUGAAAACAAUGCUUCUAUCGCCGGAAGGUUAGCUGCGAAAUUAUGCGACAGACGUCCAAUAGCCAUCUCUCAAAUGAAGAAGAAUUCGUCGAUUCCGAUUAAACCGAAAGUUGUGUCAAUCGGAGCAGCAAUCGUAGAUUUCGAAGCAAUCACAAGUGAAGAUGUGAAGGACGAUGGAGGUUCGUAUAACGGACAUAUAGUUCAAAGAAUGGGCGGAGUCGCCAGGAAUCAUGCGGAGGCGUUGGGGAGCCUUGGUUGCGACUCUAUCUUUAUCUCCGCCAUCGGUGACGAUUCGAAUGGUCAAUUCUUCCGACAGAACAGUAAAAAAAUGGACAUAACUCGUGUCAAAGUGAUAACCAAUAAGCCUACUUGCACCUAUCUGGCAGUGAAUGUUCGUGGAAAUGUCAAGUAUGGAAUAGUGACUAGUGAGCCGCUGUUGAGAACUCUGACUCCUGCAUUGAUCGAAAAGAAUGAAGACGCUCUGGAAACUUCUGACUUCAUACUUCUCGAUUCAAAUCUUCCGGUGCCCUUGAUGACGAGAGUGUUGGAGAUUGCAAAGAAACAUGAGAAACAAGUCUGGCUCGAACCAACCGACAUUGACAAAGUGAAAAAGGUGUUUGCCACUGGGCUAGUCGACGCAGUGACAGCCACGUCACCAAAUGCGAACGAGUUUCUGGAAUGGGCGAAACUGUGUCAAGUAGCUGUAGAUCCGUCAGUUGUGAAUUCAGCGGAUAGUGUACUUGAAUUGAUAGAGAAGGAGAAGACACGACUUCUUCUGAAUACCUCUUUGUUUGUGGUGACGCUGUCGAAUAAGGGAUCGGCAGUAGUUUAUAGAAACAACUUGGGUCAACUGGAGUUCCAAUCCCUCCCUCCACCUAUUCAAAUGGAUAAAAUUGUUUCUGUUUCAGGAGCUGGUGAUAGUUUUAACAGUGGAGUUAUCGCUGGAUUGACACAUAACAAGACAGUAGUUGAAUCGUUGAGGAUUGGUCAAGAAUGUGCUCGACUCACUCUUCAGACAUCACUGGCCACUUCGGAAGCGAUCAAUUCACAAAUGUUGAAAUAA